Molecule: messenger RNA, 928 nt
Organism: Vitis riparia (riverbank grape)
Lineage: Eukaryota; Viridiplantae; Streptophyta; Magnoliopsida; Vitales; Vitaceae
Exons: 4
Coding region: 160-876 (238 amino acids)
Source: RefSeq, a predicted model, not a curated record
CACAAUGUACCCAUCCAAGUUCAAGAUUGGAAUCAUGUUAGUGAAGAUGUGAAGGAAAAGAGCUGGGCCUUAGUAUUGGAAAAAUAUGAACUAGAAGAAACAUGCAAGAGCUACAUUCUUCAAUGUUGUGGAAAUUUGUUUAGAAGCUAUAGAAAUAAAAUGAAGGCCAAGUAUUAUAACCCUUAUAAUACAGAUGAGGAGAGAUUGUGUCAUCAACCUCCACACUUAUCGGAUGAUGAUUGGAGGUGGCUCAUCCACUUUUGGGGUACACCUGAGGCCAAGGCACAAAAGAAGGAGGAUCGAAGUGAGCCCAAUAGAAUUGAGAUGUUUGCCCUGACACAUACAAGAAAAGAUGGGACACCUAUUGAUGAUCAUUCUAAGGAGAUUAUGGAUCAAUUUCAACAAUUACUAUCCCAACCUGAGGGGACAUCUUCUUCUACUUCUGCAUCAUCUGGAGCAUCUACAUCUGUAGCAUCUACAUAUGUAGAUGAGAUAUAUACUCAAGUCAUGGGUCCAGAGAGGCAUGGUCGUGUUCGAGGGUAUGGAUUUGGUCCUACUCCUACCUCAAUCUUUGGUUCUACUAGUAGAAGGCGAUUAGGAGUUAUUUUUUCAAUACAACUUGAAAACGCCCAAGAGAUGCUAAUAGCUGUAGAACAAAAGUUUACAACUGCAACUGAAGAACUCUCAAAUGUGAAAGAUGAACUCUCACAUGUGAAAGAAACAUUUGAAGAGAGGUUGAUAGAAGUUCAAAAGAAGACACAUGAAGAAGUGAAAGAAGAGUUUGAAGAAAAAAUGAUGGAAAUGCAAAGAAACAUGCAAGCACAAAUUCAAGAACAGAUGAUGCAAAUGAUGCAACAAUUUCAGCAAAAGCAAUAGACAUUUGAAGAUUUUGCUACAUCUUUAUAUGAUAGAUUCUCUUAACUUUUUU